This is a messenger RNA of Orycteropus afer afer, 600 nucleotides long. RefSeq names its product early activation antigen CD69. The transcript is spliced from 5 exons. NCBI's taxonomy places the organism in Eukaryota, Metazoa, Chordata, Mammalia, Tubulidentata, Orycteropodidae. Gene Ontology annotation, cellular component: external side of plasma membrane. The record is from RefSeq and is a predicted model, not a curated record. Bases 1 to 600 code for a protein of 199 amino acids.
AUGGAUGUUGAAGGUUAUAUGGAGGACAGUUCCUUGAAUGAGGAGGAAGGUAAACAAAGUAAUGCCACCAGCUCCCAUUUUACAGCGCAUCAUGAAGGGUCACUUCAAGUUCCUGUCCCAUGUGCUGUGGUGAAUGUGGUCCUCAUCACCAUUUUAAUCAUAGCUCUCAUUGCCUUAUCCGUGGGCCAGUACAAUUGUCCAGGCCAGUAUAUUGUCUCAGUGCCAUCUGCCAGCCACGUUUCUCCAUGCUCAAAUGAUUGGGUUGGAUACCAAAAGAAAUGCUUCCUUAUCUCUACCAUGAGAAGGAACUGGACCUCGGCCCAAAGCUUUUGUUCCGAACAAGGUGCCACUCUUGCUCUCAUUGAUCCUGAAAAGGAGAUGAACUUUCUAAAACGAUAUGUGGGUAGAACUGAACACUGGAUUGCAUUGAAAAAUGAAACUGAUCAGAUACAGAAAUUGUCAGAUAGCAAAGGAUUUAACAACCGAUUCAACAUUGAUAUUCAAAAGCUAAACACAUCCAAAGUUAUAUUGCUACUACAUUUUGGAGUCAGUACUCAAGGUCAGGUUUUUAAAAUUCCAGAUCUUAUGCUAUUAUCAUAA